Molecule: messenger RNA, 1245 nt
Organism: Carya illinoinensis
Lineage: Eukaryota; Viridiplantae; Streptophyta; Magnoliopsida; Fagales; Juglandaceae
Exons: 3
Biological process (GO): DNA integration
Molecular function (GO): nucleic acid binding
Source: RefSeq, a predicted model, not a curated record
CCCAACAUAGCUGGUCCUUCACAAAUUGUACCCUACACUACCCCAGGAGGUCCAGGACCAUCUCAGUAUGCCAACCACAUGGUGCCAGCCCAGAAAAAGAAUCUUGAAGACAAUUUCCAGCAAUUAUCCAACAAUUUCCAGCAGCUGUCUACCAAUUUUCAGCAAUUCAUGCAAAGCCAAGCUGCUAUCAAUAGUCAAAAUUCACAAGCCAUUGCUGAGAUUCGAGGGUCAGUCACAAGGUUGACUACAACCAUGAGUGCUCAAGAGAAAGGGAAAUUCCCUGCACAAUCUCAGCCUAAUCCCCAAGGCCAAAACCACCAAUUUCAAAAUGUGGCAGGAGAUUCAAAUGUCAAGCAAGUCAAGGCUAUUACAACCUUGAGAAGUGGUAAGGUGAUUGGCAUUCCAGCUCAAGAGGUAGAAAAGAAUGGAAGACCCUUCUUGGCUACUUCUAAUGCACUCAUAAAUUGUAGAAGUGGAGUUUUAAAGUUGAGUUUUGGAAAUAUGACCUUGGAGCUAAAUAUUUUUAAUCUUUGCAGGCAACCGCAAGAAGUUGAAGAAGUUCAUGAAGUGAAUUUGCUGGAAAAUUUCAUUGAUGAAAAUUCUACACAUUACUUUCAACUUAUUGCUCAUUGGAGUGCUCAAGAUACACGGAAAUUCAUGCAUGAGGUGAGAUCGUUCUUCUAUGAUGAUCCUUACCUUUUUAAGUAUUGUUCAGAUCAAAUCAUUAGGAAGUGUGUGCCCAAUGAUGAAAUUUCUGGUGUCUUAAAUUUUUUCCAUACGGAAGCUUGUGGUGGGCAUUUUUCAGCCCACAAAACAGUGGCCAAAAUUCUUCAAAGCGGAUUUUAUUGGCCAACCAUGUUCAAGGAUGCUUUUAGUUUUUGUAAAACUUGUGAACCUUGUCAGAAAUUAGGAGGAAUCACUAGGAGAAAUAUGAUGCCUAUGCAAGCCAUACUAGUGAUUGAAAUUUUUGAUUGUUGGGGGAUAGAUUUUAUGGGACCAUUUCCUUCUUCUUAUGGCUAUUUAUACAUUUUGCUUGCUGUUGACUAUGUUUCUAAGUGGGUUGAGGCAGUCCCUUGCAAAUCUAAUGAUCAUCAAGUUGUUUUAAAAUUUUUUAAAGAAAACAUUUUUGCAAGGUUUGGCAUGCCAAAAGCCAUAAUCAGUGAUAAUGGCACCCACUUUUGUAACAAGCAUUUCUCGGCCUUAAUGAAGAAGUAUGGUAUCCAUCAUAAAAUCUCUACUCCCUAU